Candida tropicalis MYA-3404 is the source of this 1038-nucleotide messenger RNA. It is a transcript of the gene OGG1, whose product is annotated as 8-oxoguanine glycosylase. Gene Ontology annotation, molecular function: 8-oxo-7,8-dihydroguanine DNA N-glycosylase activity; damaged DNA binding. NCBI's taxonomy places the organism in Eukaryota, Fungi, Ascomycota, Pichiomycetes, Serinales, Debaryomycetaceae. Bases 1 to 1038 code for a protein of 345 amino acids. Gene Ontology annotation, cellular component: nucleus. Gene Ontology annotation, biological process: base-excision repair, AP site formation; base-excision repair; nucleotide-excision repair. The transcript has a single exon. The record is from RefSeq and is a predicted model, not a curated record.
AUGACAGUUGAGACCAUUUGGAAAAAAAUAGCCAUAUCAGAAUCAGAAGUUAGUUUACAUAAAGUUUUACGAUGUGGUCAAACUUUCAGAUGGAAGAGUAUAAACAACGUUUGGUCAUUUGCUAUUUCUGAUAGAAUCAUUUUAUUAAAACAAGAUGAGAGUAAUAUUUACUAUUCUCAUAUUAUGCAAAAAGGACGUUCUGGAAAUGAUCUGGAAACUUUGUCAUUUAUAAAUGAUUAUUUUACAUUAGGAAUCAAUCUAGGAGAGUUAUACACUCAUUGGAAGUUAAAACAUCAAGUAUAUCAAUCUAAAACCAAAAAAUCUCCAUUUGAUUUGUUCACUGGGAUAAGAAUACUUAGACAGGAUCCUUGGGAAUGUCUUGUCUCAUUUAUUUGUUCAUCCAAUAAUAAUGUUAAACGUAUUUCAAAGAUGUGUGAUAAUCUAUGUAUUCAUUUUGGAGAAUAUAUAAAUGAAUAUGAAGGACACAAGUAUUAUUCAUUUCCUACACCAGAAUCAUUAUCACAAUCUUCAGUAGAAUCCAAAUUACGUGAAUUAGGUUUUGGUUAUCGUGCAAAAUAUAUCCAUCAAACUGCAUGUAAAUUCACUGAUGAUUCAAAAUAUCCCGAUAUAACCCUUGAUCAAUUGAAUUCUAUGAGAAAUGAGAAAUAUAUAAAAGCUCAUGAAUUUUUACUACAAUUAACAGGUGUUGGUCCAAAAGUAGCUGAUUGUAUUUGUUUGAUGUCUUUGGAUAAACAUGAUGUUGUCCCUAUAGACACUCAUGUUUAUCAAAUUGCUGUGCGUGAUUACAAGUUUAAAGGAAAGAAGGACAUCAAGACUUUAAAUAAAGAAACUUAUGCUGCUAUUAGAUCUUUUUUUAAGGAAAUAUUCGGUGAUUAUGCUGGAUGGGCUCAAUCAGUGUUGUUUGCUGCUGAUUUGAGUGAUUUAAAUAACGGUACUAAUAUAAUCGAUCAAGUUAAAGAAGAAGAACCCAAGGCAAAAAGAAUCAAACUUGAUAAAAGCAUAAAAGUUGAGAGUUAA